AUGGACAAUGACCUGGAGAUGCUACACCUCCUUGCCUUAGAAGAAGAGGAGGAUAUGGCAGAAGAUGAGGAUCAAAUUUACCGAGCUGUGCUAACUGGGGCUCUGAUUUAUCUAGGUGCAGCAGAAUCACGAAAACGGCGUGGACACCGUACGAUUGAAGCUACGCCUACUGCUUCUUUUGACGUUGCUCUUGAUGAUGCUGAUAUGCCCCCAAUUCUUGAUGAUGUGGACGAACCAGACACUCCCACAAAUACCUCAGGCAUUAUUGUUCCACCCAAACCGCUCGCUCCUCGUCCACGCAUCACGGAUCCUCCGCCACACGCACAACCUGUUAGCGCUCAACCUCCAUCUGCUACCCUAAAUGGUGAAAACACGACGCCUACUCCCGUCUUGCCACCUAGACGCUCUGCUCGUCUCGCCGCCGUCGGGACAGAAUUACGAGGAGGCGAUGGCACGCUCCGAUCUCUGGAUGCCCGCAAUGGAGGCUGA
Laccaria bicolor S238N-H82 is the source of this 489-nucleotide messenger RNA. RefSeq lists its product as uncharacterized. The record is from RefSeq and is a predicted model, not a curated record. Lineage: Eukaryota; Fungi; Basidiomycota; Agaricomycetes; Agaricales; Hydnangiaceae. The transcript is spliced from 3 exons. The coding region runs from base 1 to 489 and encodes 162 amino acids.